Molecule: messenger RNA, 3236 nt
Organism: Ahaetulla prasina
Lineage: Eukaryota; Metazoa; Chordata; Lepidosauria; Squamata; Colubridae
Gene: DEPTOR
Product: DEP domain containing MTOR interacting protein
Exons: 10
Coding region: 70-1470 (466 amino acids)
Biological process (GO): intracellular signal transduction; negative regulation of TOR signaling
Molecular function (GO): protein binding
Source: RefSeq, a predicted model, not a curated record
GCCCCCCCGCCCGCCCUCGAGGCGAAUCGGCUCCGCCGUGCCACCACCGCCGCCGCCGCUCCUGAGCGCAUGCCUUCUUCGGCCCCAGCGAAGCCCCUGGCCGCCGGGCCGGACGGAGGGGGACGCUGCUGGCCAGGCUGCGCUUUGCUGCAACCACGUGUCAUUCGGAGCCUGCCUGUCACACAACAACAAGGAAGCCUUCGGGGGAAUCUUCUCCUUCUCCUUCUCCGCUUGGAUCGCCCUGGGGAAAGCCGCCACUUUCCUGAGCCAGCAAUGGAAGAAAAUAGCUUGGGCACCCUGCAACAGAGGGCAGCUGAGCUGGAGUGCAUGGCAGAGGUUCUUCUGACAGGGGAACAGCUACGGCUCAGGCUGCAUGAAGAAAAAAUUAUUAAGGACCGAAGACACCACCUGAAGACUUAUCCGAACUGUUUUGUUGCCAAAGAAUUGAUUGACUGGCUGAUUGACCACAAAGAGGCCUCUGACAGGGAGACAGCAAUAAAACUCGUGCAGAAGUUACUGGAUCGUAGCAUUAUCCAUCAUGUUUGUGAUGAGCAUAAGGAAUUCAAGGAUCUCAAACUUUUCUACCGCUUUAGGAAAGACGAUGGGACGUUCCCACUUGACAAUGAAGUGAAGGCUUUCAUGAGAGGACAGAGAAUAUACGAAAAGCUUAUGAAUACUGAAAAUGUUAUUUUACAAGCCAGAGAAGAAGAAGGAGCAAAAUAUGAGCGUACGUUCAUGGCCUCUCAACUGAUUGACUGGUUGAUCCAGGAAGGAGAAGCUGCGACUAGAGCUGAGGCGGAACAACUUGGUCGCAGACUUCUGGAGCACGGAAUUAUCCAACACGUGUCAAACAAACACCAUUUUAUGGAUAGCAACCUCCUUUAUCAGUUCCGAAUGAAUUUCCGCCGCCGGAGGAGAUUGAUGGAACUACUCACCGAGAAAUCCCGUUUGGUGCCGGAGAGCCAUGACAGUCCCUUUUGCCUGCGGAAGCAAAAUCACGACCACAAAAAACACGCCACUUUCCUCUCAGUAAGCCCCAGCAAGGAGAUCAAGAUUGUCUCUGCGGUCAGACGGAGUAGCAUGAGCAGCUGUGGUAGCAGCGGGUACUUCAGCAGCAGUCCGACCCUUGGCAGCAGCCCGCCUGUCCUCUGCAACCCGAAAUCUGUACUAAAAAGAACAGUGACUCCCGAAGAACUUCUGAGGCCCGGGGCUCCCUAUGCCCGGAAAACAUUCACUAUCAUAGGUGAUGCUGUUGGGUGGGGAUUUGUGGUCCGAGGGAGCAAGCCCUGCCACGUGCAAGCCGUGGAUCCCAGUGGACCGGCAGCUGCAUCAGGAAUGAAGGUUUGUCAGUUCGUGAUUUCUGUGAAUGGGCUCAACGUUCUCCAUGCAGAUUACAGGACUGUGAGCAACCUCAUCUUAACCGGUCCUCGGACCAUCGUCAUGGAAGUGAUGGAAGAAAUUGAGCCCUGAGGCGGAUUUUUGACCUGAUGCUCCACUGUUGUGGAUCCAGCCCCUGUCCAAACACAAGCAACAUUAUCCGAGGGGAUAAAAACAUAUCUUUUUCUCAGAGAUCAAUUUUGCCUUUACUUUCCUCUCCUCUUUAAUAAUAGGGUUUUUCAAUGGAUAUACUCUUAAGACCAUGGGUGCGCAUUGGUGAGCCUAAACUACAGAAGCACAAAUCAGCUUGUACUACACAAAGGAACUGUUGUAUAUCCAAGUUACGGCAAGCUUAGAUGGUCAAUCUUACAGACGGGCAAUAUCCGAUGCAGCUGUGAAAUCUCUUAUUAGGAAUCAUGUUUGUGCCAAUCUCUUCAACGUUGUCUUGUUUUCCUUUUAAUUCAUGUUUUCGUUUGUGAUUGUAUAGAAUGAGCCCAGUUUUUCCAGUGCAUCGUCUCCAGACAUAUUAUGUCCACAACUUCUAGAAUUCCUAGCCAGCAGAAACAACACCUGAAAUGGUUGAGAAUUCAAGAAGUCGAUGUCCAAUUUGUUUGGAGCAUGCCCAGAUACUAGCUUUGAUUUUGAAAGAUCUGGUAACAAUUUCAGUUCAAACGUACUGCUAGACGUAAACUAAGGAUUGUUACAAAUUUGGUACCAAGGAAGACCCCGUUCUACUUCUUGGACAAGUUCUGGAACAGGAAGCAAGUGGACAUUUUAAACAUGUCAGCUGUGCAUAAUUAUGUCUGUUCUGUAACUUGGCUAAUCUUGAAAAGCUAAACCAGACAGAUCUGGUCAGUUCUUUAACAGGAGAUCACUAACAAAUCCUGGGUCUAGGUUUUAGACUGGGAAGUUCAGAAACAGUCUCAAAAGAAAAUGACAGUAAAUUACUUUAAUAUUGUUGCCAACAAAAUGAUAUGGUUGUAUCCAUGUAAAUUUAUCAGGCUUGAGCUCAAUUCGACGGAAUCUUUAUCUUUUUAUCUCUGAAGAUGGAGAAGAAACUUUUAUCAGUUACAACCCUGCCAUCACCUUGAUGAAAAUCUCAAUUAAGAAUACAGAAGAGUGGACAGAAUUCACUCCCUACUACACACGGUCCAGUCUCGUUCAUACAGAAUAACAGAGUCAGAAGGGACCUUGGAGGUCAUCUAGUCCACCCCCCUACUCAAGCUGGAGACCCUAUACCAUUUCAGACAAGUGGCUGUCCAGUUUCUUCUUAAAACCUCAGGCCAUUUCACUGAUUAAUUGUUCUGUCAAGAAAUUUCUACUUAUUUCUAAGUUGGAUCUCUCCUUGAUUAGUUUCCAUCCAUUGUUUCUUGUUUAGUAUGAGCCCUGGUGGUGCAGUGGUUAGAAUACACUAUUGCAGGCUAACUCACUGCUCACUGCCAGGAGUUCGAUACUGACUGGCUCAAGGUUGACUCAGCCUUCCAUCCUUCCGAGGUGGGUAAAAUGAGGACCCAGAUUGUUGGGGACAAUAUGCCGACUUGGUAAACCGCUUAGUGAGGGCUGUAAAGCACUGUGAAGCGGUAUAUAAGUCUAAGCGCUAUUGCUAUGUGCUACAUAUUUCUGAUAUUAUAGUGUAAGCCAUCAUCUUACACUAUAAUUUGGCUAACAAGCACUUUGUUACAAUUUAGAUCCUUUUUUUAUAAAUAAGGUGGGUAAAUAUAGAUGCCAUAAUUUUAAGACAUCCAAGAUUCCAAGAUACUGUUUUGAAUACAUCUUAUGAUAUUGCAAAAAGCAAACCAAUCUACUCUUGUUUGUCAGCUGCAGAAGCCUAAGCAAAUAAAGUGGAAUCUUAUAAGCCA